Styela clava is the source of this 1327-nucleotide messenger RNA. RefSeq lists its product as uncharacterized. The record is from RefSeq and is a predicted model, not a curated record. Lineage: Eukaryota; Metazoa; Chordata; Ascidiacea; Stolidobranchia; Styelidae.
AAUGAUAUUUUGGUUACUUGGUUACUGGCCUUCAAUAGGAACAGAACUUGUGAUACAUAGACCUUUUAAAGGUUUGUUGAAUCAAAAUGGAGUUCUACAACAUGAAAUAUGGAAUCAUACUUUUCCUGAUGCUGAGUUCCGGUAUACCUCCAUGUAUAGGUUGCCAUUCUCCAAUACCACCAAGUGGCGGUCACUCUCAUUUAUUAUCGCAGCUUCUCGGACUGACAACGUCUUACAUCGAUUAUUGUUCGAAAUACGCAUUGGAUUUUGAUGAUGAGUUAUUGUAUGAAAUUGCCGAAAAUGAUCCGGGACUGGUGGAAACAUUGGAAGCAGGACAAAAUCAAUGGUACGAAAUAAUGUUGAACUAUUUUUGGGAAACAGAGACGUGCCAAGAUUCUUCACUUCGAGAUUUUUGCGAAAAGUUUGAGGAAUGUAUAAUCGAUUUAAAUACGUGAUUUCAAAUGGUAUGAAAUGACAAUGAUGAAAUAUCUAUAAUUUUCUUUAUUGAAAUAUGUACUUCAAAAUCAGAAAAUCUCUGCUGCAGAGAGAAAUGACACCUGUUCCGCGAGUUCACGAUUGUUUUCAACAAAUUGGGAAACUAUAAUUGACAAAAUCGAGCGAUUUCUGUCAGUUUUGUGAUGACUUGUUUGCCGGUAAACAAUGCAAUGCUUUUAAACACAUAAUGAUUCAACAGCCUAAUAUCACAAAAUGGAAUUUAAAAUUUCUAUGUGGUUGCGGAAGCACGGUGGAAAAAAUGACAUUACAGACCAAUCUGUUAGUUUGAUUAAUUGAAUUUCGCUAUCUUAAAGAUACGCUGUGAUUGAUUAUUUCUAUCCAAUGAACCCCAAGAAAACAUAAAUAAAUAUUCGAAAUUUUCACCGUAAAGCAAGACAGCAUGAUAUAUAUAUAUAUAUUCUGUGAUAAUUGGACUUGUCUGACGACGAAGCAGUCCGUCUAUUGUAGCAAAUCUGUUAUUUCAAAAAAUAUUAAAAUUUCAUGAAUCGAAAAAAAAACACUAGAAUGCUAUUACUUUUACGAGUCCUACGGGCCAAAUUUUUUAGUCGUAAAUUUUCCUAUUUUUUUUUAAAUUUAUGAGCACACCUUCAAAUGACAUCUGGUACAUUCAAUUAAUAUUUAAUAGGAAUUACUGACAUCGCGGGUGUUAUUUGACCUUCAUUGCCAUAUAUUUAAGAAUUUCCUUAUUGUAAUUCUAUAUUAUAUACAAUUAUUGACUUUUAUCUGAAUAUCUAAUUUAUCUGAAACUGUAUGUUCAGCUAAUAUAUCACUGUGCUUUAUUUAAAUAAAAUAAUUUAUGUGAAAAUGGCCG